CAUAAAAGCCAAGUUACAAAGUGGGACAGUAUAGUUUUAAGGAGGGUUGAGCUGUUAACUUGUUGUGUCAUUGCAUGGUGCAGCAAGAAAUCAACAUGCCAUUCUACUCAGAUUUGACAGAAUUGAUUUCAGAUUUCUCAUUUGAUAAUCUGAAAUCAUUUUGUGAAAAUCAUUACAUCCUGCUCUCCGGCCUCCUUUCGACUGCUGUUGGGUUAAAAUUGUUGCGCACCUAUUUUGUUGGAGGUGUGUUUCGCAGUAAAGCUCGCCUGGAUGGAAAGACAGUCGUUAUCACAGGAGGUAACACUGGCAUUGGCUUUGAAACAGCUUUGGAUCUGGCAAAGAGAGGAGCACGGGUAGUCCUAGGCUGUAGAGAUGUGACCAGAGGGGAGGAGGCGGCCAAGAAAAUUCGACGAGCCUCAGGAAAUGGCAACAUCAUCUUCAGACGGCUAGAUUUGGCCUCGUUGGAGUCUGUGAGACAGUUUGCCAGGGAGACAUUGGCAGCUGAAAAAGACAUCCAUAUUCUUCUCAACAACGCUGGUAUCAUGAUGUGCCCGAACUGGAAGUCUGUGGAAGGUUAUGAGAUGCAGUUUGCAACUAACCACCUGGGUCAUUUCCUAUUGACAAAUCUCUUGCUGGAAAAGAUAAAAAAAUCAGCUCCAAGCCGUAUCAUCAAUGUGUCAUCACGGGCCCAUAUACGUGGACAAAUUAAUUUUGAUGACAUAAAUUUUCAAAAAGAGUAUCACCCUAGACUUGCGUACUCUCAGAGUAAGCUGGCUAAUGUGCUGUUCACAAGAGAGCUAAGCAGAAGACUUGAAGGAACUGGUGUGACUGUGAAUGCCCUUCACCCUGGCAUGGUCAACACAGAACUGGCCAGGCACAUGUCUGAGGCAGGCUACCACAUGUGGGCACUUUAUCCCUUAUACCCACUGCUGAUGCUGGUUUCUAAGACACCUGAACAAGGAGCACAGACCUCCAUAUAUGCUGCUGUCUCGGAGGAAGCUGGAAAAGUCACAGGCAAAUAUUUCAGUGACUGUGCAUUGAAGGAUCCAGUGCUUCCAGAAAACUCUGAAGAAGUUGAGCGACGUCUUUGGGACUUGAGUGAAGAAAUGGUGGGCCUGAAAACUCAUUAAUUUGGGUGGUGUAUCCUGGUAGGCAUGGUAACAUGUAAUUUAUGGCACAGAAGCCACUUUCACAGAACUUAUAAGUCUGGUUUCUUGUAACCUUUUAGUAAAGGACAUCUGUUGUUUAAAGCUCUAUAUAAGGUGAGGUGUUUUACCUAGAAAAUAAGGAAAAAUAUGAAAAAAAUGAUUUCCAAAAUUUUGUGACAGUGGGUCUGGCAUGUUAAUUUUUGUUUACAUGCAAUGAAAUCUACCUGUUACCUGUUUAAUGAAAUCGCAUUUCAGCUGGUUUGCAAAUGUUUCUGUGUUCACUGCAUAUCCAUAAAUGUUUUUUUAGUAAUUUUAGUAAACAAAGAAUAUAUUAUAACCAGGUCUGAUCUCUAUGCAAAAUUAUUACUUGCAUAUGUGGUUGUUUUUCACUUCAUCUCAUUUAACUGGAAAGAACAUUGACAAAGUAGAAUUUGAGAUGAUACUUUGAUAGCUGAUGGAAGAUUUUGAGGGUAAGAUGACGUGUAUACAUCAGUGGAUAUCUUGCCAUUGACAGAAUUAUUGGUCUACCUUUUGUUAGUGGUACAAAGAGGUUUAUUGUCCCAUAUCACUGCUGCAUCAGUACAAGCAACAUUUAAUCAUCUUGUU
This is a messenger RNA of Liolophura sinensis, 1754 nucleotides long. Its product is annotated as retinol dehydrogenase 13-like. The transcript has 7 exons. The record is from RefSeq and is a predicted model, not a curated record. The coding region runs from base 75 to 1130 and encodes 351 amino acids. NCBI's taxonomy places the organism in Eukaryota, Metazoa, Mollusca, Polyplacophora, Chitonida, Chitonidae.